This is a messenger RNA of Salvia hispanica, 460 nucleotides long. Lineage: Eukaryota; Viridiplantae; Streptophyta; Magnoliopsida; Lamiales; Lamiaceae. The record is from RefSeq and is a predicted model, not a curated record.
AUGGCGGAAGAGAGUGGUGAAGAGUACCUGUUCAAGAUAGUGGUGAUCGGCGAUUCCGCUGUGGGGAAAUCGAAUUUGCUGUCGCGGUUUACUCGAGACGAGUUCGACCACAACUCCAAGGCCACGAUCGGAGUGGAGUUUCAGACGCAGGUGCUGAAGGUCGACGGCAAGGAGGUCAAAGCGCAGGUCUGGGAUACCGCCGGCCAGGAGCGAUUCCGCACCGUCACCUCCGCCUAUUACCGCGGCGCCGUCGGAGCUCUCGUCGUCUACGAUAUUACUCGGAGGAUUACUCUCGAUAGCGUCAAGCGUUGGCUUGAUGAGCUCAAUAGUAUUAUAGUAAUAUCUCUUUCUCUGUCUUCUCAAUUGAAUCUGGUUAGAAUUCCAGUAGAAUUUCAGAAGAAGAAAAGGAGACUGUUGAAGCUUUAUCAAUUUGCUCAGUUGGAUUCAUUUUUUUAGCAUA